Molecule: messenger RNA, 1852 nt
Organism: Crotalus tigris (Tiger rattlesnake)
Lineage: Eukaryota; Metazoa; Chordata; Lepidosauria; Squamata; Viperidae
Product: phospholipase DDHD1-like
Exons: 6
Cellular component (GO): cytoplasm
Molecular function (GO): metal ion binding; glycerophospholipase activity
Source: RefSeq, a predicted model, not a curated record
AAAGUGUCUAUUGUAUCACAUUCCGUAGGUUGUGUGAUUACGUAUGAUAUCAUGACAGGAUGGAAUCCAGUCAGGCUCUAUGAACAGUUACUUGAGAAGGAAUAUGAUAUUCUGGAGCACUCUUGGAUGACCUAUGAGGAGCAGCAUUUGCUAGAAGAGUUUUACUUAACCAAGAAACAGUUGAGGGAGAUAGAAGAUAGAUUGCAUGGACUAAAGACAUCAACUGUAGCCGAAACACCUGCCUUAAAAUUCAAGGUGGACAAUUUCUUCUGUAUGGGAUCUCCAUUAGCAGUGUUUUUGGCCUUGCGUGGCAUCCGUCCAGGAAACAGUGGAACUCAAGAUCACAUUCUACCCAGAAAAAUUUGUAACCGGUUGCUAAACAUUUUUCAUCCAACAGAUCCAGUGGCCUAUAGACUAGAACCUUUAAUUCUGAAGCACUACAGUAAUAUUUCUCCUGUGCAGAUACAUUGGUAUAAUACCACAAAUCCACUACCUUACGAACACAUGAAGCCAAGUUUUCUCAACCUAACAAAAGAAUCUACCUCUGUUUCUGACCCUGAAUCUCUCACAACAUUACCCAGUCCAACAACAUCUCCUGUCAUGUCUCGGCGGCAUUAUGGGGAGUCCAUAACAAAUAUAGGCAAAGCAAGCAUAUUGGGGGCAGCUAGCAUUGGGAAAGGCCUCGGAGGGAUGCUGUUCUCAAGAUUUGGACGUUCCAAUCUGCCCACCUCACAAGUGCCUGAGCCAGGAAAAGAAGUAACAGAAGUAGAGGACAAGAAGCCAGUUUUGAGUCAAACAUCAGUCGGCACUCAGACUUUUCCACACAGCAGUUCUGGCUUCCUAGAUCCAACAAUUGAGCUGGACCACAGGAUCGACUUUGAGCUCAGGGAGGGCCUGGUGGAAAGCAGGUACUGGUCUGCCGUUACAUCGCAUACAGCUUACUGGUCAUCAAUGGACGUCGCUCUCUUCCUUCUUACUUUCAUGUACAAGCAGGACCAAGGGGAGGAUAACAUCAAACCCCACUUAGAUCCUGUUUGAUUAGGGAUAGGGCAGAAAUUAGGGAGGAGUGGGAAGGGGAGAAAGGAUGAAACAUGACAAUUGGCACAAAAACAGUCAGACAACAUCUGUUUUUAAGGCAUGGUGGUUUCAGUUUAAAUGCAUGUCUGAUUUCCUUCCUUCCAAGGUUAUUUGUCCUUCAAUGCACAUAUCCAUUUCUGUGCUAAUUGAGGCCUUCUUGAAAGAUCAUUCUCAGCUCCCACCCUUUCAGCUUUCAAACAAGCCAGCAGUAGUUGUUUUAGCAUCCAUGUAGAAUAACAUCUUUGCAGAUUAACAUAUCUGUUUAAGAGUAGCUGCUUUUUUUAAAUACAGAGGUUAAUCUGUUACAAUGGAAUUUGUUUUCAUUUAAGAGAAAUGCCUGCAGAUCUAAAAGAGCCAUGUUCUGUGUCCUUUGUAUGAGUUAAAUUAAGAAGCAAAUGGAUACCGUUGCCCUCGAUAAAAUUGAAACUCCAUCAUGUAAGUGGCAGAUACAAAGGGUAUAACACAACUCAUUCCAUGUGCUAAACUGGCAAGCACUCCUUUGGAAAUAUUGUAACAAUAAUUUAUUAUUACCUCUUACUAUUUGUUUUCUCCAAUGUAUUAAAAAUGUUAGUUUUCUACAGUUUUUUCCCUUUUGUUUUCUUUGAAGCAGAGGAACACUAAAAAAAACCACAUUUAUUUUCUACAGUGUUAAGACUUUAUUGCUCAGAUGACAUAUGUCAUACCUUUGUACUAUUUCAAUGGAGCUAUGGACACUGUGGCACACUUUUCAGUAUUUUUUUCAUUAAAAAUAAACUUUUGUGAUAUCACACAAGCA